Camelina sativa (false flax) is the source of this 821-nucleotide messenger RNA. RefSeq names its product NCT transcriptional regulatory complex subunit A. Gene Ontology annotation, biological process: regulation of DNA-templated transcription. Gene Ontology annotation, cellular component: nucleus. Gene Ontology annotation, molecular function: transcription cis-regulatory region binding; protein heterodimerization activity. The record is from RefSeq and is a predicted model, not a curated record. NCBI's taxonomy places the organism in Eukaryota, Viridiplantae, Streptophyta, Magnoliopsida, Brassicales, Brassicaceae.
CGUAAAACCAAAAAGAAAACCCUAAAAAUGUAAAAUACACUCCACUUUACGAGAGAUCUCACCACAAAACCAAAAAUCAAAAUCAAUGGCGGAAGACCAAGAAACACCAAUUCGACCGGAGUUUCCAAUCGGAAGAGUGAAAAAGAUUAUGAAACUCGACAAAGACAUCAACAAAAUCAACUCAGAAGCUCUUCACCUAAUCACCUACUCAACUGAGCUCUUCCUUCACUUCCUCGCCGAGAAAUCAGCGGUCGUAGCGGUGGAGAAGAAGCGUAAGACUGUUAGUCUCGAUCAUUUGAGAACCGCCGUGAAAAGACACCAACCUACUUCCGAUUUCUUACUCGAUUCGCUUCCCUUACCGUCUCAGCCUGUACGACAUACCAAAACUGCUUCCGACAAGAUAGCUCCGCCAACGCCGCCUGUUGGGACUCGCCGUAUUGAUGAUUUUUUCAGUAAAGGGAAGGCCAAGGUUGCUGAUUCAGCAUAGAAAAUUAUCAUUUUAAGACGAGAAACUAGAGCAUAAAGAUGCAAGGAGCUUCUUAUAUUCAUCAACUCUCAGGGGAACCUAUCUUUUGCUCUGAUGCUGUAUAAGCUGAAAAGCUUUACUGGGUCUGAACUUGGUGGUUCUUUUGUUGUGUUUUAGUUUAAAUACAACUAGACAAGGGUGAAAUCUGAUAAAUUAGGUAAAGACAUCACAGUUUUGGCUUUGGCAACAUAGACAAUGUAGUGUAUGAGGGAACCAAUAUAAACUUGUGUGGAUGUGGGAUCUAGAAAGGUGAUUGUACGAAACUAAGCUGAAUGAGUACUUCUUUGUUGAUAUA